AGCGCUGCCUGGUCCAGACUCUCGGUGUGGGUGCUGUGAAUGGAUGAUCGGAUAUGUGGGCUGGCAGGGAAGCGGAGAGCAUCACAAGAGCAGCGGUCUGCAUCAGCAUCCACAUUCAGACCAUGUGAGAAUCCAUGUGUCCGGGAAUGCAGAUGCCUCUCACAGGUCGGGGUGGGCUCUGCGAUGGAGAGCGGAGGCUGCAUGCGGACUGAACGUGGGAAAUGAGACUGGAAUGAGAGACAAGACACGACCAUCUGCCUUUGGUUUGCUGUCUUCUCGCCAUCUGUGAGUGAAGGAUCCAAAGACCUCCAACCCUCUGUGACAGUGUGCGCGUGUUGGAGUACAUCUACUCACCAUGAGACCCAAAAGAAUCCCUCUUCGUUAGAUUUCUCUGUAUUUUUCAACACAAUUUCACCGUUAGAAAAUGUCCUGAUGGUUUGUUAUUGCGCUGACAAAAGCAGAGCUGGGUUAGUUGUCACAAUAAAAAA
Menidia menidia (Atlantic silverside) is the source of this 488-nucleotide messenger RNA. NCBI's taxonomy places the organism in Eukaryota, Metazoa, Chordata, Actinopteri, Atheriniformes, Atherinopsidae. The record is from the annotation of a GenBank genome assembly.